ACGAUCGGCGUGGACAGUCAACAGGCACUCUCAGACACGGACGAGGAGGGCGGCCGGCCGGAGGAUAGCGCGCUGUACGCGCGGCUGGGUCUGCUGCUCGGUUCGGGCGCCGAACCGCGCUCCCCGGGCUCGGAGCGCUCGCGCUCCAGUCGCUCGGGCGCCAGCUCGGGCCGCGACUCGCACGCUUCACUGGCGCACCUCGACGCCAAGUCGGCCAACACCAGCCCCGUCUCGACACUCACCGGUUCGAGUGAGUCUGAGCUGGCGCACCUGCGCUCGGAGCGGAGACACGACAGCUUCGGCUCGCUGAUGUCCAUGUCGCUGAGUGGCUCCACCACCUCUGCCAGCCCGCUCAUCACAGCUCGGCGCAACUCGAUCGGUGGCCACGGAGCUGUCGACGAGCCGGGCGCGUUCCGCAGUCCUCGCGGCCAGCCGGGCAGGAGGUCGGCCCGCUGUCUUCGGGUCACGCCGCCCGCCGAAGCCAAAGCGCGCGUCUCGCCGUUCCGGCCGGCGCCUCUCAGUCUGAAGCCGCUGUUCUUCGAGGUGCCGCAGCAGGAGCAGGACCCGCUGUUCGUAGGCCGUCGCUGGCUGUUCGCCGAACUGAGUCGGGUGCUGCUCGGCUCGCCCAGCCGCGGCUGCGUUCUCGCCGGCAGCGUCGGCACCGGCAAGACGGCCGCCCUCCUCCAGCUGGUCGACUACAGCUGCUUCGGCCGCCGCGCCGCUCGGGAGGACGCCCUCUACCAGGACGCAUUCUCGGGCGGCCCCGGCCGGCCCCGAGCCGUCGUUGGCGGCGGCGGUCUCUUCUCUAGCGUCUGCGCGGUGCCGGAGGAGCUGCGCGGUCUCGGCAGCCGCGUGGUGGCAUACCACUUCUGUCAGGCGGACAACAGCGCCACCUGUCUGGUGCCCGAUUUCGUGCACUCGGUGGCGGCGCAGCUGUGCCAGGCGCCGCAGCUGACCGCCUACCGGGAGCACGUGCAGCGCUCGCCGGCACUGCAGGCGGCGCUGGCGCUGCGCUCGUGCGUCAGCGACCCGUCGGCGGCGCUGUCGCGCGGCGUGCUGGAGCCGCUGCAGCUGCUGCGCCGCACCGGCCAGCUCACGGGCGAGACAUGUCUGGUGGUGCUGGACGCCCUCGGAGAGGCCGAGUACCAUAAGCCAGAGUACGGCGACAACCUGGCAGCUUUCCUGGCGCGCCACCUGAUGAUGUUCCCGUCGUGGCUGAAGAUGGUAGUGACGGUGCGCUCCCAGAUGCAGGGCAUCGCCAGCCUGCUGCCGUUCCACAAGCUGAACCUGGACCGACUGCGCGACACAGACGAGCUGCAGAAGGACCUGGCCGACUACAUCGCCUUCCGCAUCAACAACUCGCCCUCCAUCACCAGCAGCAUCCAGGUGACGGGCGCCAAGGUGGAGGGCAGCAGCCAGUCCCGCUUCAUCGCCCACCUGGCCGAGCUGUCGCGCGGUUCCUUUCUCUUCAUCAAGCUGACGCUUGACCUGAUCGAGCGCGGCCACCUGGUGAUGAAGUCCUCCAGUUUCAAGGUCCUGCCGGUGAGCCUCAACGAGAUCUUCCUGCUUAACUUCAACCUCAAGUUCCCGACGCAGCGGUCCUACGAACAGGUGCAGCCCAUCCUCACAAGCUGCUUGGCCAGCCUCUGUCCGAUGAACGCCUACGAGAUCUAUCACUCGGUGAAUGCCAGCUGCACGCAGACGGCCCUUGGCUGGGACGAGUUCCUGCGCCGCUUCAAGACGCUCUCGGGCUUCCUGGCGCGCCGCAUGGACGACACGUACAUGCUCUUUCACCCGUCGUUCCGUGAGUGGCUGACGCGUCGUGAGGACAACGAGAGCCACAAGUUCCUGCUGGACGUGCGCGUGGGCCACGCCAACAUCGCGCUGCGCAUGAGCCGGCUGGAGGCGCCGCUCGACGCGCAGAAGACGCUCGAGCUGGGCCACCACGUGCUGAAGGCGCACCUCUACAAGAACUCGCGCGAGCUGCCGGUGCCACCGCGCGACCUGCAGGCGCUCUGGGUGGCCGCGGCGUCGGCCGACCUCUCCGCCGCGCUUGUCGCCGACCGCAACGCGCACAGCCCCCAACGUCAAGGUGCGCUGGUGGCGGCCGCGGGCAACGGCCAUCUGCAGAUCGCCGAGUACCUGCUCGACAUGGAGGAGGUGGCAGUGAACGCGUGCGACAUCCUGCACGGCGAGACGCCGCUGACGAUGGCGGCCGCUGCCGGCCACAAGCCGCUGGUUGAGAUGCUGCUGCGCCGCGGCGCCACCGUCGCCGCCGCCAACUCGAAGGGGGCUCCGCCGCUGCUGGGCGCCGUGCGGGAGGGCCACUGGGACAUCUGCGUGGUGCUGCUGGGUGCCUCGCUGGGCCGGGUGGACCGCGAAGGCCUGGCGGCGCUCUCCUGGGCGUGCCUGAAGGGACAGGCGCGCGUGGUGCGUACCCUGCUGGACGCCGGCGCCGACCUGCAGCACACGGACAGCGCCGGGCGCACGCCGCUCGACCUGGCUGCCUUCUACGGCGACGCAGACGUCGUGUCGCUGCUGCUGGACCGCGGCGCGGUAGUGGAGCACGUGGACCUGAAGGGCAUGCGGCCGCUGGACCGCGCCAUCGGCUGCGGUCACGUGCAGGUGGUGCAGUGUUUCCUGAGGAAGGGCGCCAAGCUGGGCGCUACCACCUGGGCCAUGGCCGACGGCAAGCUGGACAUCAUGUUCACCUUGUUGAACAAGCUGAACGAUGACGGCAUGACGCUGUACAAGAAGUGCCGCAUGCAGGAGGCAGACCAUCGCUUUACCUACGCGCUGAAGAAGUUCCCCGAAGGCAAGCUGCGUGAACACGAGGAGCUGUUCCGCCGGCUGCACGUCAAUCUGCUACUGAACCUGUCGCGCUGCAAGCGGAAACUCGGCGAGCACGCCAAGUCCGCCGAGCUUGCUACCCUGGCCAUGAACGUGCGACCGGAGGCGUUUGAGCCCUACUUCUUCCGGGCGAAAGCCAAGCACUCGCAGAACGAGGCCCUGCGGCUGGCGCCCAACAACCGCGAGGUGCGCCGCACAUUACUGCAGGUGCGCGAGCAGAUCCAGCACCCGGAGCUGGUGCCGCGCCCCCACCUGCUCGCCUCCAUGGACCCGCUCGUCAUGUCCCAAGGCUGA
Molecule: messenger RNA, 3144 nt
Organism: Pollicipes pollicipes
Lineage: Eukaryota; Metazoa; Arthropoda; Thecostraca; Pollicipedomorpha; Pollicipedidae
Product: protein TANC2
Exons: 15
Coding region: 310-3144 (944 amino acids)
Molecular function (GO): protein binding
Source: RefSeq, a predicted model, not a curated record